AUGUUGAUGCUCGCAGGCGCCCGUGGCGCGCGGCCCGCGCGGGCGCAGGCGCGCGCGGGGGCGGAGAGGGCGCGGGGGCGGCGGGCCGGCGUCUGCGCCGGCGCGCGCGUCGCGCGGCGGCGGGCGGUGCGUGUUUGCGCGGAGCAGGAGAGGUCCACGCAGACCAAGGACGUGGACGAGGAGGAGUUUCUGGCGGGGUUCAAGUACGACGGAGCCCUGCAGAGGUGGAUGAAGGACGACAAGGUGAACUACUACUCGACCAAGGCCAAGACGCUCGACGGCGAGUACACUGUGUGGCCCGCAAUCUACCUCUACCUGGAGCAAAAGGGCCUCACCUCCCUGCCGGGCGAGGAGGUCGAGGAGACGAUGAGGAAGGGGGGCUGCGUGUUGCUGGACACGCGCAUCCCGGACGACUUCGAGAUGGAGCAUAUCGAGGGGGCUGUCAACGCCCCGCUCUUCCGGGUCAUCCCGUCGGAUAGCGACAGGUGGUUUGACAAGCUCAAGCGCGUGGCGAUGGCCGGCAUCGCGAUGAAGGCCACGGAGCGCAACCCCGACUUCGUGGCCCAGGCGGAGCAGGCGAUCGGGGACAAGAACAAGCCCGUGGUGGUGUACUGCACGAUGGGCGGCACGAUGGACACGCGCGUGGGCUACAAGUCCAAGAACUACAAAGACAAGGGCUUCGCGGACAAGGACCGCGCGUUCGGGCGCGAGUCGCGCUCCCUGAAGGCGUGCUACGAGCUCAUGAAGGCCGGGUUCAAGAACGUGUACCACCUGGACAAGGGCAUGAGCCAGUGGCGGUAUCGCGGGGGGCCGAUGGCGGGCGUGAAGUGGGAGGAGUGA
Molecule: messenger RNA, 840 nt
Organism: Pedinophyceae sp. YPF-701
Lineage: Eukaryota; Viridiplantae; Chlorophyta; Pedinophyceae
Source: the annotation of a GenBank genome assembly